AUGUUCAACUCCUGCUACAAUUCAUACGGCCAGAGGGAUAAAUUUGUGAGGUUGGAUGAUCUUGAUUCUAACACUUCAGUACAAUCCAGCCCAAGUGGAAUCAUGAAGAAGCUCAGAUUUAAUAUAGAGGGCAAGCCCAUUUCUGGUCGUGAAAAUAAGAAUGCAUCAAAAUCCUUUAGGAUGGGAAUGAAGAGAGGAUCAGAUGGACUAAAGACAUUUGGAAGAUCACUGAAAAGUGGAGUCACCUGGCAAGUUUUCCCAGAAGAUCUUAAAGUAUCAGAGACUAAAAUAUUUGAUCCUCAAGAUAAGACCCUUUUGUUGUGGAACAAGUUUUUUGAGCUUCUAUGUAUUAUUUCUGUGUCAUGUGAUCCUCUCUUCUUUUAUCUUCCCUACUUCAACCUCAGAUCUCACUGCCUUGCCAUUGAUACUGCUCUUGCAUCUACUGCUAUUAUUCUGAGAUCGGUACUUGAUGCUAUCUAUCUCAUCCGCAUGGGUUUCCAAUUCCGGACUGCUUAUAUUGCACCAUCCUCUCGGGUUUUUGGACGAGGUGAACUUGUCAUUGAUCCUAAAAAGAUUGCCAAGAGAUACCUUGGGCGUUACUUCAUUGUUGAUUUCAGUUCUGUGCUGCCAUUGCCACAGAUUGUGGUGGCCAACUAUCUUCAAAAAGCAAAAAGUUUAGAGGUGUUAGCCACAAAAACGACGCUAUUGAGAGUGGUCAUCCUCCAAUAUAUUCCGAGAUUUGCACGCUUUAUCCCUUUAGCUACUGAAGUUAAAAAGACAGCUGCUGUCUUCUCUGAUAAUGCACUCGUGGGUGCCACCUACUAUUUGGUUUGGUACAUGCUUGUUAGCCAUGUAAGUCCAUCUUUCAUGAAUUCACACAUGUCAUUAUGUUUCAAUAUGAUAGGGUCUGUGUGGUACUUACUAGCUAUCGAACGAAAUGACACGUGUUGGCAGAAGGCUUGUGCUGCUGCUGUUACUCAAGGAUGUAUUCCACAUUUCUUAUACUGUGAGAGUUCAAAUAGGCGCCAUCCUGGAUAUGAAGCCUGGAAAAAUGUGAAUGGGGAUAUUCUUGACAGGAAUUGUGGAGCUGGGGGUGAGGACCCACCAUUUGAUUAUGGAAUCUACACUCGUGUGAUAGAGAAGGGUAUUACUGCCUCCAGUGAUAUGUGGAGUAAAUUCUUUCUAUGUUUCUGGUGGGGCCUUCAAAACGUCAGCACACUUGGGCAGGGGCUUGACACGAGUACUUACAUCGGGGAGGCUUUGUUUUCCAUAUUUAUAUGUAUUUUGGGGCUUGUCCUUAUGGCUCUUCUGAUUGGAAAAGUGCAGAACUACCUUCAAUCAAUCACUGUUCGUCUUGAGGAAAUGAGGAUCAAAAGGCGUGAUUCUGAGCAGUGGAUGCAUCACCGUGUGCUUCCUCAAGAGCUAAGGGAAAGAGUGAGACGCUAUGAUCAAUACAAAUGGAUGGAAACUCGAGGAGUCGACGAAGAGAACUUGGUGCAGAAUCUUCCAAAAGAUCUAAGGAGGGAUAUCAAACGCCAUCUUUGUUUGAACUUGGUUAGAAGGGUUCCUCUCUUCGCUAAUAUGGACGAACGCUUACUGGAUGCAAUUUGUGAGCGUUUAAAACCAAGUUUAUACACAGAGGGAACAUACAUUGUUAGGGAAGGAGAUCCAGUAGUUGAGAUGUUCUUCAUCAUACGUGGUCGUUUAGAGAGUGUGACCACAGAUGGUGGAAGAAGUGGAUUUUUCAACAGAGGUCUUCUCAAAGAAGGUGAUUUCUGUGGAGAAGAGCUUCUGACAUGGGCAUUAGACCCUAAAUCUGCAGCAAACUUGCCAUCAUCUACAAGAACAGUGAAAGCUAUCAAUGAAGUAGAGGCAUUUGCUUUGGAAGCAGAGAUGUUAAAGUUUGUGGCUUCACAGUUCAGGCGCCUCCAUAGCAGACAAGUUCAACAGACCUUCCGUUUCUACUCACAGCAAUGGAGAACAUGGGCAGCAACUUUCAUCCAGGCUGCAUGGCGACGGUAUAUGAAAAGGAAGAUGAUGGAGUCACAACUAAUAGAGGAGGAGGAGGAGGAGAUGGAGGAUGAGGAUGAAGACUAUGGCUCAGAUGACGAUGGAAAAGCUUUGAUUUCAAGAACUGAAAGUUCAUCCAGGGCUGGAUUUGGUUCAACCAUUUAUGCUUCUCGCUUUGCUGCUAAAGCCCUUCGUGGUCGUAAGCUUCGUUCUCUCCAAAAGCCUCCAGAACCUGACUUCAGUGUUUAUGAUCAUAGACAUUGAUUCAUUACUCGUUCAGCAGCUGAAAGAAAGUAAUUUCUGUGUCGUCUGCCUGUCUUACCCUGUUCAUAUGCAGAGAGAUGAGAGUUUUAACUUG
Molecule: messenger RNA, 2368 nt
Organism: Neltuma alba
Lineage: Eukaryota; Viridiplantae; Streptophyta; Magnoliopsida; Fabales; Fabaceae
Product: putative cyclic nucleotide-gated ion channel 8
Exons: 7
Coding region: 1-2274 (757 amino acids)
Biological process (GO): monoatomic ion transport; transmembrane transport
Cellular component (GO): membrane
Molecular function (GO): monoatomic ion channel activity
Source: RefSeq, a predicted model, not a curated record